This is a messenger RNA of Phycomyces blakesleeanus NRRL 1555(-), 2316 nucleotides long. RefSeq lists its product as hypothetical. Bases 1 to 2316 code for a protein of 771 amino acids. Gene Ontology annotation, molecular function: protein serine/threonine kinase activity; ATP binding; tau-protein kinase activity. NCBI's taxonomy places the organism in Eukaryota, Fungi, Mucoromycota, Mucoromycetes, Mucorales, Phycomycetaceae. Gene Ontology annotation, biological process: microtubule cytoskeleton organization; intracellular signal transduction; protein phosphorylation. Gene Ontology annotation, cellular component: cytoplasm. The transcript is spliced from 7 exons. The record is from RefSeq and is a predicted model, not a curated record.
AUGACUAGCAGAUCGCGCAACAAAAUAAAGGAAUCCAAAACCACAAGCAGUAAUGACAAAGCCACACCAUUAAAGAGUGAUCAUAACCGAGAAAAACCCAGACCAAGGCGAGUGAUUGGAAACUUUACGUUGAUCAAUACUCUAGGAUCUGGCUCAAUGGGAAAAGUCAGAUUGGCAGUACACAAUAUUACUGGAGACAAACUUGCAGUCAAGAUCGUUUCUCGAGUAAUACCCUCAGAAAGACAGAGUUCGUCAGAGAGUAGCAAAAAGAAGAGAGAAAACAGGGAGAUCAGAACCAUUCGAGAGGCCAGCAUUAUGCUACUGUUACACCACCCGCAUAUUGUCAGCCUUAAAGAAAUGGUGGUAUUGGAUCCAUACUACUAUCUGUUUAUGGAGUAUGUAAAUGGUGGUCAAUUACUAGACUACAUCAUCUCUCACAGAAAGUUAAAGGAAAAACAGGCCCGUAGUUUUGCACGACAAAUUGCCAGUGCAUUAGACUAUUGUCAUCGUAACUCUAUUGUUCACAGAGAUUUAAAAAUCGAAAAUAUCCUCAUCUCCCAAUCUGGCCAGAUCAAAAUCAUCGAUUUUGGUCUCUCGAACCUCUUUUCUCCCCGUUCACACCUCUCAACAUUCUGUGGAUCACUAUACUUUGCCGCACCCGAGUUAUUGAAUGCACGAUCGUACACUGGACCAGAAGUCGAUGUCUGGAGUUUUGGUGUGGUGCUUUAUGUUCUGGUGUGUGGAAAGGUACCUUUUGAUGACCAGAAUAUGCCAAUACUUCAUGAAAAAAUCAAACGAGGUGUAGUAGACUAUCCAUCUCAUUUAAGUUCAGAAUGCAAGAAUGUGCUGACACGCAUGCUGGUGACAAAUCCGGCCCACAGAGCAACGAUGUCUGAGAUAAUCGUGCAUCCUUGGAUGAACAAAGGGUAUGAUGGUCCGGUCGACAACCACCUUCCAGAACGUGUUCCCUUGACUCUUCCGGUCGAUCCAGAGGUGAUCCGCGGCAUGACAGGUUUCGAGUUUGGAACAGAGACCGAGAUAAAAGAACAGCUGGAAGCAAUCAUAACGUCUGAAGAGUAUCAAAAGGCUGCAAAGAUACUAGCUGAACGAUGCGCUGAAGCUAAUCGAAUUCAUUAUCAUUCUCGCUUUGCACACCCUACUCUGGGCAGCCGAAAGUCAUUCUCGCUCUCAAACAACGAUCCGCAGUCAGUCCCAUCUGCUUACCACCCACUUGUCUCGAUAUACUACCUUGUAAAAGAACGCAUAGAGAGAGAGAAGAGGGUAGCAGAAGCACCGGAUGAAAAAAGCUCUGUUGGUAGCACACUUUCAUCAGACGAUGUACCUCUCGGUUCACGACUACCGGAUAUAUCAGUCCCAGAAUCUUCUUACAUUGCUAAGAAUUCUCUAGAGCCAUCAAUAUUCGUCGACCCUCAUGAAAACCCACUCGAACUUCGAGACACGCACCACGGUGGAGCAUCUACUGGGGUUGCAUAUAAUCACCGAGGAAAAGCUAAUAUCCGGGUGGAUGACGAGGGUCACAUUGUGGAAACCGAUCGACCCAACUUACUCAACCACAGCCUCACUCGAUUCUUUAGUCGGUCAUCCACCCGCAACUCAGAACACACUGCACGCACUAAUGAAGACGACGAUGAAUCAAAGAGAUCAAGUGCUGUACGCGAUGCAAGUGUCUUUAGACGUCUAAGCCAGGUUCUUUCUCGUGUACCUCAGCAUGAGACGACGCCCAAACCACGCGAAGACGCUCGACGCAAAUCUAGCCGGCAGCGUAACCAGAGUGCAGACUAUUCUACUGACAGUGCACCCAUUCCUAUCCCUUCCAAAUCUGACAAUCGGUGGGGCUCAGCCGACGAGAAUAUCCGGCCUGUAUUUAUCAAGGGCUUGUUUUCUGUCACCACUACUUCUACAAAACACCCGUCUGUGAUUAGAGCAGAUCUUAUCCGGGUAUUGGAGCGUAUUGGAGUCAAAUGGCGGGAAGGAAGAGGACGGUUUGAGUGUGUACAUAUACCGAGUAUCGACAUGAAAAGAGUGGUGAAGCCUGAAGACGAAGAAGAUGAUUUGGACCCAAACAAUAAUAAUUCUUAUGACUCGGAGGAUCUUUCAUCAGCGUCGUCGUCCUCAUCGCCUUCAGAGGGAGCUUCUUCUGCAUCUGUACCUGACCUGGUUGUACGAUUUGAAAUCUACAUUGUCAAGGUACCUUGGUUGCUGGGUAUGCAUGGUCUACAGUUCAGAAGGGUCAGUGGCGACCCAUGGCAGUAUAAGAACAUGUGUAGUCGUAUUUUGGCCGAGUUGAAGUUGUAA